This is a messenger RNA of Suillus subaureus, 381 nucleotides long. RefSeq lists its product as uncharacterized. The record is from RefSeq and is a predicted model, not a curated record. The transcript has a single exon. The coding region runs from base 1 to 381 and encodes 126 amino acids. NCBI's taxonomy places the organism in Eukaryota, Fungi, Basidiomycota, Agaricomycetes, Boletales, Suillaceae.
AUGAUGAAACCAUUCAAAAAUGCUGGAUGGGGAUUUUGGCUCCAGAUGUUGGAGAUCAUGCCAAAUAGGAGUGGUGCUGAGGGCACUGCUGCCUAUAACCUGGCUUCAUUGGCCACACAGGCUUCAGAACCCAUCACUGAGGCCAACACUGAGGCCAGUGGAUCAGCAGUUGCUGCUGCUAGCACUGAGGCCAGUGGUGUUGCUAUGGGGCUUGCUAUUAGUGUGCCUGGUGCUCACAAUGACACCAGUAGCAAAGGGCCUGUGGCUGCUGGCUUUGCAUGGGACCAAGUCAUGUCCACCCUUCCAUUCACUAACCCUGGAAUCAUAUCUGGCAGUUCCAUGAACCCCCCCUCCCCUAUCUUCAGUUGCAGCCUCAAAUAG